Rubroshorea leprosula is the source of this 1183-nucleotide messenger RNA. The record is from the annotation of a GenBank genome assembly. NCBI's taxonomy places the organism in Eukaryota, Viridiplantae, Streptophyta, Magnoliopsida, Malvales, Dipterocarpaceae.
UCCGCGAGCCGUUUCUGUUGGGUGCGAUUCUUGGGCUUUUCUGAGCCGUGAGUUUCCCCCUGUACUGCCGCCGGUCUUCCCCCAACUGCAGCUUCGGUUUUUGGCUGGAUUUCCUGGUUUUGAUCGUUCUGUCACUGUAGCACUUGGAUUAGCCUUAUGUUCUGUGCGAGUGAGGUAAGUAAAUUAUGGUAAAGCCCUUCGAUUUUAAAGCAUGUUUUAAACUGUUUUUGAGAUGGUGGCAAGGUUUAAAGUGAUUUUAAAUUGAUUUUAUCAGCAUAUGAAUGUGAUUAAACUGAAAUGGAAAUUGUGAUGGUUUUCAUGAGAAUUUCACUGUUUUCUGGAAUUGAACAUGUUUGGAAUGAAAGUGAGAAUUUCAUUGUUUUUUUGGAGUUAUUGCACCGAGCAUGAUUGGUUUGAAAUGAAACUGUUUUCAUUGGUAUUGAGUACAGCAUGCCUAUUUGGAAUUGACUGAACUGUUUUGAUGAAUUGAGAGUUUACAAAUUCUGAGUUUUCUGAUAAAUCCAUGCCCACAUGGAUUUUUCUGGUUAUUUCUGAAAUUGGGAUUGAUUGUGAAAUUCGGGUCCUCUGUAAACUCUGCAUGGUUUUGUCUCAGAUAUAUGGGAGGUUUAUAAACGCUGGCCAUGACUUAUAGAUGAGACUACUGAACUGAGUUUUAUUCUGCAUGAACGGUUUGCCAUGAAGGCUUUGAUAUUGAACUGAAUUUGAUUCUGUUUUAAUGGUUUAUCAUUGAAAGUUCUGAUUUCCGCAUUAAUGGUUUAUCUGGCAUGCUUCAAAGUUUUACCCAAGGGCUAUCCAUAUUUACUUACUGAGUUAUCUCAUAGUUUUCCUUGUCCACCAUUUCAAGAAGCAAAACUGAGGACGGGGAAACUGAGGACGGGGAAACCGAGGGGAGUGACGAGAUAGAAGGCUAGCCAUCUUGUAAAGUGAAUAUAGAUUUGAGAUGUAGAUCGUGAUCUUAAGAGUUAGAGUGUAUGUGGAGAUUUUUGAUAUCAGAGCAGAUUGUAAGGAUUUUAUCUUGAGAUUUUUGUGGUAUCAGAUGUGAAUUGGAUAAGUUUCGAGCCUUGUGCACUUGUGGGACCCGUCUCACAAGUGUACGGCGUUUGCCACGUUCUUGGAUUUGGGUUCUGGGGCGUGACACCACUACCGGUCCGGAAAAAUUAUU